AUGUUUUUGGUUAAAGUGAGCGUGGAAGAGAGCGUCAUCGUGUGCAUUCCCACGCAAGAGGCGCUAAUGGGCGGCCUGAGAACUGUCGUGCGCAUGUGCGAGAUGACGGUCUUGUCGAUCCAGCCGCUUCUCCCUUACUUCACACCCCAUGAUAGGCUCUCUGCAGUAGCCUCGGAGGAGAAUACGGUCCUUCGCACGAUGCUGGAAGACGACUCUCUCUUGAAGGAGUCCAUCGGGAAGGUCCUCAGCCUCGUGGAGGACAAGUGGCAGAAGGUGGAGGCCGAGGUGAAUCCCUUAGACGACUUACUGAAGGAGGCACAGACGCCGCCGAGAGAAGAGGGCAUCCAGGACCAAGACAUGAAUGAACUUGGAUCGUGGCUAGGGCGUGUGGAGGGGCUGGUGGAGACCGUGAGAAGCAUCAGAGAAGUGGUGAAUCUCGGUCUCCUGCAGGUGGACCAGACCGCCGCCAGGAGGGUCCUCGUCACGUCCCUCCGUCAGCAGCAGCAGCGGAUGCACCAGGAUGUUAGCCAAGGUUUCGACCAGCGCGUGAAGAAGUUGCAGGCGGAGGCAACAGAUAAAUGGCUUGGCCUGGAGAUGGCGCCCGUGACAGCCCAACAGGUGGUCACACUCUUGAAUUACGUCACAGAGGUCAAGAAAGAGAUGGAAAGAGUGAACGGUGAAGAGAGCGUGAUUCUUCAGGCAUACGCCAUGAUCCAGGGCUACCACAUCACGCUGCAUCCAGAGGUACACAAUAAAUACGAAGCUCUUCAGAAGGAACUGAAGCGGCUGAGAAAAUGCGUCCGCCGGAGCCUGAUGGAGAGGCCGACGAUGAUUCGCAAGCUGAACCAACUCCUGCAGAAGGAAAUCGAGGAGCUGGACGCAGAGACGGUCAAGUUAUCUGAGCAAGUUCAACUCAAGGUGUGUAAUUUCAAGGAGUUGGCUGUCGUCGAGGAGGAGAUAGCCUUGAAGAUGCUACUCUGGCGAUCUCCUGGCCGUACUAUACAGAGAGAAGUCCGGUGCCUCGACGUGAUCGAAGUGACCCAGGUGACGCUCCAGUAUCGAGAAAAGGCUGACUACCUGGUGGGCGCCACUCAGCAGUCUGACGUCCUACAGCACCUCAAUACUCUUGUGUCUCAGAUGCAGGAGAAGCUGCCUGUCUUGGAAGCCCUAACAGACUCCGCCCUCCGACCGAGACACUGGCAGGAAAUAGACACCGCCCUGGGUCGUGCCUUGCCGCCCAACCUCACCUUGGCUCACGUCGACGAAAUGUCCCUCCACACCCACGCCCACACCUUGCAGCAAGUUGCCCAUACCGCCCAGUUACAGCGCGAAAUGGAAAAUCGUUUGAAAAAGCUCGAAGAAGACUGGGAAGUAGCCAUUAUCCCCGUCCAACCCUACACCAGGAAGGACCUGUACGUGUUGGAUGACCUGACCGACCUGGAAUCCCUCUUGCUGGCCUCUGACCUGACCUUGCACUUGCUGCUCCACUCCCAGCACGCCCUCCACAUCAAGAAUGAAAGUGUGAAGUGGAAGAACAUCCACACUAUCAUUAAGGAGACAGUUGCUGCCCUUCGUGACUUCGAGGGCGAGUGGUUGGCCCUCGACCUCGUCUUGAGCUCCUGCACCGCCAUGGACGUUUUCCCUCUGCAGGCGGCCGUCUUCAGUGCGGCUUCCUCCUUCUGGAGCGCCACACUCUCCAGGCUGAAGGACGAACCUCGAGUAUUAUCCCAGCUUCGGGACGGGAUGCUACUGGAGGAGCUCCUGCAGCAACGAGGACAGCUGGAAGACCUACGGGCGUGCGUGUCUCCCCUGCUCGGAAUGAGGAAGCAGACGUGCCCGAGGCUCUUCGUCCUCCCUGACCAAGACGUCGUCGAGUUGCUCACCAAAGGACAAGAUCUUGAGGUCUGCCAUAAGUACCUGCGUCGGAUGUUCACGGGCGUCGGUCGGUUGGUGAAGUGCAAGGGCGGCCAGAUAGUGGCACUGGUGUCACCCCAACAGGAAACGCUCCACCUGGCCAAACCUGUGAUAGCUCAUCACGGAGUGGAGGACUGGCUCGGCCGAGUCGAGAGCGGUAUGAGGGCCACGAUUCGACGUCUCAUCCUCAAGCACGUCGAGGAUGACCUUGACUUACCCACGUCCGAACUCCCUCUGCAGGUGUUGGACGUCUGCAAGCGAAUCCAAUGGUCUCGGGAAGUGAAUCGGGCCUUUGCCAUGGUGUCCGAAACCCAAGACAAACCCGACCUCCAGAGGGUUCUGAAAAGAAUAAUAAACGUUCUAGACGCAUUGACGAACGCGGUAAGACAUAACCAGAGUGAGGGUCGAACCGUAUCUCCACUGAAACAGGCAAGGAUGUCUUACCUAACAGCCACUUUGCUGGAAUUACGUGACACGACGCAAACGCUGGUUCAAGAUAAUCCAAGUUCGAGCUUGUCCUAUUCGUGGCUGCAGCACCUACGCCACGUGAUCACGGGCGAGGGACGGGGAGCGGGCGUGCAUGUGAGCGUGGGCGUGGGUCAGCUGGAUUAUGGAUACGAAUAUAUGGGUGUAUCUCCAGCAACCAUCCCUACACCAACGACACUCAAGGCACAACAUGGUCUUAUUACUGCUGCUAUUCAAAAUAGGUGCGGCGCAGCAGUGGGCGGCGUGGGCGGCGGAAAGACGGAGACAGUGAAGGGCGUCGCGCGGGCGGCUGGACAACACCUGGCCAUGCUUACCUGUUCUGACCGCACGCCCGCACAGAGUCUCCAACACGUGGUUUGUGCGGGCGUGCAAGGAGGGUAUUGGUUGUUACUGGAGGAUGCUGACCUCCUGCCGCCCACGCUGCUGUCUCGCCUCUCCCAAUACGCCCACAAUAUUUAUCAGGCGAAGGUGAACGCUCUCAAGAGAGGUGUGAUUGAUGGACAAGAGAUGAACUUGGUCGACUCCUUCACUUUGUUUAUGAGUGUGACGUCACAGGAUGAUGCAACGGUGACGUCAUCAUAUCCGUUACUGAACCACCCCAUUACGCCGCACCUUACCUCUGUAUCGGUCUGCCCGCCCACUCUGAACACGCUACUAGAGGCCAUGCUAAUCGGACAAGGGUUCAAUCUGUCGCGGGAAUAUUUGCAAAAAGCGCGCACCUGUUUUGUCCAGCUGACGAACCUCGUUGACGUGGCGCCUCCUACGUCACUGGCCAGACUAGUUCAGGCAACCGCUCGUGUUUCUUGCGACAUCAGACACACGUCACUAACGAAGAAAGAAGUAAAAGAAAACGAGAAUUCUGAAGGAGAUUCAUCAAAAACGGAAACCGCAGACGAAAAAGAAAACGAAAAAUGCGAAAGAGGCACAUCCAGUGCCGUCUCUCUCUGGAUGAGGCAUCCACUGUACCCUGAGACAAUGAGCGACGAGGACAUCGUGACGCAGGCACUCUAUGCCGUGACCUCACCUCUACUGAGUGAGAAGGAAGCACUGUGGCGUCAGGAAUUCAAUAAGAUUUUCGAUCUGGAGGAUGCCGAAGAUCACCAGGGAAGCCCCGAUCCCUGCGACAUCGAAGUGGCAGUCAAGGAGGUCCUCCUGGAAUGGGGCUACGGCGACGCUGACGACGCCUUUCUCAAAGGGGAGUCGAAGCUCGCCUACGAAGUGCCCGACGAAUCCGACAUCAUCAGAGCCACGCAGGAAGGGCAGCAGAUGAUCGCCGAAGACGCCGUUGAUGAAAAGGAAAAGGAAAAACAAGUCCCGAAAGAAGAGAAUGGAAAAGAAAUGGAAGAAAAUGUAGUUGGGAAGGAAGAGGAACUUAGCAGUCACGGGGCAUCGAUCAUGAAAGCGGCAUUGCAUAUGUACUCUCUGCUUAUCAUUCAUCACUGUUGCUGUAUCAUGGCCCCGUCGGGAGCCGGGAAAUCUGUCGUCUGGAAGGUGUUGGCAGAAGCUCUAAACAGACUGCGGAGGAGUGUUUCAUGGCGUGUCCUCCAGUGUGGAGCUUUUACAAGAGACCACCUGCUGGGGAACUGGGACGAGGAGCGCAGGAUGUGGAGGAAGGGCGUCUUACUCCAGACGCUGACGGAGUCGCAGCAGAGUCCAGGCGAGCGCUGGCUGGUCCUCAUGGGUCCCUUCUCUCACGACAUCCUCAAGUCUCUCUCCCACCUGUGCCACACCUCGCCCGCCUUCAAGGACGAGGCGCUUAACCAGGUCAUCCUCGAGGGGGACGUCAGGAUCAUCAUUGAACAGAGCGAGGAGAAGAACCUUAUUUCUCACGCUCGAGUCAGGUGUCCGAUCCUGAAACUCCCGGCGGAGGCGAUGACGGCUUCAGGAGCAGCGGGGCGGGCCAUGAAGAGGCUCCUGAAGGUCCUCCCGCACCUUCAGGGCCAGAGGGAGAUUUCGGAGGCCAGGUCCCUCGUCGCCGAAGGACUUGUUAACCUGGAAUUGCCUCAGACGUCGUUGAUGAGAGUAGCAGGGAUUGUGUGUCGCAUGGCGGAGGCGCGGGUGACCCCUGCCACGCCCCCGGGGGAACUACUGGAGGUGCUGCAGCAGGUCCUUGAGCUCCUACACACCGCCAGGCACCCACAUCUCCACCAGGAUGCGAGAGAAGGCGCCUACACCCCCGCCAGACCAGGCUUUAAUUUUGAGCUCAAAUUUUAA
Penaeus chinensis is the source of this 4614-nucleotide messenger RNA. Its product is annotated as dynein heavy chain, cytoplasmic-like. The transcript has 27 exons. Bases 1 to 4614 code for a protein of 1537 amino acids. Lineage: Eukaryota; Metazoa; Arthropoda; Malacostraca; Decapoda; Penaeidae. Gene Ontology annotation, cellular component: dynein complex. Gene Ontology annotation, biological process: microtubule-based movement. The record is from RefSeq and is a predicted model, not a curated record. Gene Ontology annotation, molecular function: minus-end-directed microtubule motor activity; dynein intermediate chain binding; dynein light intermediate chain binding.